Messenger RNA from Chenopodium quinoa (quinoa), 2389 nucleotides. RefSeq names its product transcription factor E2FB-like. Gene Ontology annotation, biological process: regulation of transcription by RNA polymerase II. The record is from RefSeq and is a predicted model, not a curated record. The coding region runs from base 566 to 1939 and encodes 457 amino acids. The transcript has 14 exons. Gene Ontology annotation, cellular component: RNA polymerase II transcription regulator complex. Gene Ontology annotation, molecular function: RNA polymerase II cis-regulatory region sequence-specific DNA binding; protein dimerization activity; DNA-binding transcription factor activity, RNA polymerase II-specific. Lineage: Eukaryota; Viridiplantae; Streptophyta; Magnoliopsida; Caryophyllales; Amaranthaceae.
UAAUAAUUGUUUUAACGCAAGAAAAUGAUAUUAUUUAUUUUUUCUAACACAAGAAAAGGAUACUAUUUUGAUUAAUAAUAAGCAGAAAUUUUAAACAUGUAGAACCCCCUCCAGAAAAAUAAACAAGGGAGACAGAAUGAACAAGGCCCAAAAUUAAAAUAAACCAAAAAAGGGGGGAAAAGAAGGUAGUAGGCGAAACUAAUGAAUUAAAACAAAAAAAAAAAAAAAAAGGUGUAUUGAGUAUUAGGGGGAAACGGAAAAGGGAAGUGGCUUCCCUCCACAUCUAUAUCCGAACCAAAUUCCCUCCUUCACUCCCUUCCCUCGUUUUCUCUCUCUCUCUUUCUCUUUCCUCCCUUUUCCCACCACCACCGCUUCCUCCGCCGCCACCUCCGCCCUUCUCCCGCCCUUCAGAUCUCUUCUUCCUUCCCUCCGAUCUUCUCCACCUUCUUAUCUCACUAUUUCCUCUCUAUAUUUCAUUAAUUCUAUCUCAAAUUAAAACCCUCGCAAUUCCCUCUUCCCCUAAAAACCCUGAGCUUGAAGCUUCGAUCGCUUCCAAAUAGUUGCGAUGUCGACGCCUAAAGCUACCAACCACCAAUCGCAGCAACAGCAGCCGCAGCCUCUUAAGCGACAGCUUCCCUUUACAUCGAUGAAGCCGCCGUUUGUUCCACCGCCGGGAGACUACCACCGUUUCUCCGACAAUCGUGCUCCUCUUCCUCCCGACACCGAAACUAUUGUCGUCAAGACUCCUCCGAUGAAGCGGAAGAGUGAUACAGCUGAAUAUGAUGCCGAGUCUAGUGAUUGGACGACCAGUCCGGGAUACACUGAUGUAGUUAGUAGCCCUCUCCAGACACCUGUAUCUGGAAAGGCUGGCAAGGGACGAGGAUCAAGGAUUAGCAAGUGCAAUAGAGCUGGGCCUCAGACUCCCAUGUCAAAUAUUGGUUCCCCAGGCAAUAAUUUAACUCCAGUUGGUCCUUGCCGCUACGAUAGCUCACUUGGACUUUUGACGAAGAAGUUCAUCAAUUUAAUCAAACACGCAGAAGAUGGUAUUCUCGAUUUAAAUAAAGCCGCUGAUACUUUAGAGGUCCAAAAGAGGCGUAUCUAUGAUAUUACCAAUGUUCUAGAGGGCAUUGGUCUCAUAGAAAAAAAGCUGAAGAAUAGGAUACAAUGGAAGGGACUUGAUGUCUCAAGGCCGGGUGAGGUCGAUGAUAGUGUCACUAGUCUACAGGCAGAUGUUGAAAACCUUUCUAUGGAAGAACGAAGAUUGGAUGAACAAAUAAGAGAAAUGCAAGAAAGAUUGAGGGAAAUGAGUGAAGACGAAAACAAUCAGAAGUGGCUUUUUGUAACGGAGGAGGACAUAAAGGGCUUACCCUGUUUUCAGAGUGAAACCCUGAUUGCAAUCAAAGCUCCGCAUGGCACAACUUUGGAGGUUCCAGAUCCAGAUGAGGCUGUUGAUUAUCAACAAAGAAGAUACAGAAUAGUUCUUAGGAGCACAAUGGGCCCUAUUGAUGUUUAUCUUGUCAGUCAAUUUGAAGAGAAGUUUGAGGAGAUCAGUGGUGCUGAGCCUCAACCAAGUAUGCCAAGUACCUCAGGUUGUGACGAAGGCACAACAGCUGCAGCCAAGGAAGAAAGCAGAGACGAUGAGACUGAAAUGCAAGGACAAGAAACACACAGAAUCUGUUCGGAUGCCAAUGAUCAGCAGGACUUCGUGAGUGGAAUCAUGAAGAUAGUACCUGAAGUUGAUAGUGAUGCAGAUUACUGGUUACUGUCGGAUGGUGAUGUCAGCAUUACUGAUAUGUGGAGAACAGACUCUGGAGUUGAAUGGAAUGAUCUAGGGACCAUCCACGAAGACUAUGCUGUGGCCAAUGUUGGCACACCACAACCACAAAGCCCACCUCCAAGUGCUACAGAAGUUCUACCUAAUAACAUGACAGGGAGGUGAUUAACAUAAAGUUCUGAGGGAUUUGCCAAUGUUCUCGAUCUUGAUUGCUUAUGCUGGAACUGAACUGAGCUUCCUUAUUUCUCUGAUUCAGCCUGAGAAUUGGGUAUAAAAUGGCUUCAAGGAUGCUGCUAGAUCAUGUGCAAUACUGUUCAGUGCAUAAAGUGAGUUGACAGGGAGAGAUUGUUCCUGAUCUGUUGUACAGCCAGGCGGUAGAGAUUACUGCUUAACAGCGAAUGAAACUGGGGCAUCUUUAGCUGUUAGUCUGUAGCUGUAGCUUGUAAAUUACUUUGUUGGUUUAGUGAACAGAGUAAGUAGCUCUUCAUAUAAUCCAAUUGUUGACAGCAAUAGAUUGUUAGAUCCCAGUGAUCUCUUUGUAGUUUGUAUGGAGAUGCUUGAAAUAGGCCAGUUCUUCUGGCAUGAUUUGUAAAAAUUGUAUUCCCUUUCUAGACA